This is a messenger RNA of Rosa chinensis, 1834 nucleotides long. RefSeq names its product probable serine/threonine-protein kinase At1g01540. Gene Ontology annotation, molecular function: ATP binding; protein kinase activity. The coding region runs from base 161 to 1564 and encodes 467 amino acids. The transcript is spliced from 7 exons. The record is from RefSeq and is a predicted model, not a curated record. Gene Ontology annotation, biological process: protein phosphorylation. Lineage: Eukaryota; Viridiplantae; Streptophyta; Magnoliopsida; Rosales; Rosaceae.
GCAAAAAGGAGUUCAACACUAAAUCCUAGCUGAUAUUUUCCCCUGCUUUUGCUCGUUAGUUAGUUUACUUCAGAAGAUUUGAACUUUACCGAACUGAUAUAUACUUGUUAGCCCAACUCCCUUUGUUAUAGCUCUUUCUGCUAAAAGACCCAAAUGAGUCAUGACUCUGCUCUCUGAUAAGCUCCUUCAUCUCUCUGAAACUAUGUCUUCCACUACAUUAUCUCUGAAGCAAAUGCUCAUGAAGCCAACCUCAUUGUUUGGUGCCAAGUUAUGGGUUCUGCUUGUGACCUUCACUGUUCUAUUCACCCUUCUGGUGAUUGUCUUUGUCUUGGUGAUCUAUAUCAUCCGGUACCGCCGGCACCGGAAGUCCUACAAUUCCCAUUUGUGUGUACAAAAUCCCAUUGCUUCCAAAGCCCCUCACAUUGCUUAUGGUCACUCAUCUCUUGAUCGGAGGCUGCUUUCGCUUAACAUGUCCAAAAUUGAGAUGAACAAUGGGAAGGAGAGGCAAACUGUGCUCUCUGAUCAGCUGUCCUCUACUGGCGCCAGCGGGAUAACCCCCACUAGUACUAAGGUGAGUGAAUCGGAAUCUAGGUACUCUUCGGUGGUUAAAGAUGUGUGGAGGGGUGACAAGUUUACUCUAAGGGAACUUGAGGCAGCAACAAAUGGGUUUGGUAGAGAAAAUCUGAUUGGCAAUGGAGACUAUGGCAUUGUAUAUCACGGUAUUCUGUUUGAUAAUAUUCGUGUGGCGGUGAAGAGGCUUGUGAGUGACAGUUGCCAUGAGGAUGACUUCAUAGCAGAAAUGGAGGCGAUUGGGCAUGUGAGACACAAAAAUCUUGUCAAGAUGCUUGGAUACAGAAUCGAAAGAGCUUACAGAUUGCUUGUGCAUGAGUAUGUAGAUAACAAAAGUCUGCACCAUUGGCUUCAUGAAUGUUCAAGAAGUGUCAGCCCUCUAACAUGGGAUAUUCGGAUGAAAAUAAUCCAUGGAAUAGCAAAAGGAUUGGCCUACCUUCAUGAGGAUAUUGAACCAAAAAUUUUCCAUAGAAGCCUAAUAUCUAGCAAUGUACUGCUUGGUCACCAAUGGGAUCCUAAGAUUUCUGAUUUUGGCCUUGCUAAGCUAUACAGUCCGGCGUGGGGAAUCACCAUAAUGGAAUCGUUAGGUUAUGUUGCCCCAGAAUAUGCUGCCACUGGUGAUUUUAAUGAGAAGUCGGAUGUUUAUAGCUUCGGAGUGUUGAUUAUGGAGAUAAUUUCUGGCAGGACUCCUAUUGACCGCACUCAACACCAACCAUAUCUGGUAGACUGGUUAAAGUCCAUGGUUGCCAGUCAAAGAACUGCUUAUGUAGUUGAUCCUAAAUUACCAGAGAAGCCAUCUUCAAAAGAACUCAAAAGGGUUCUUCUGGUUGCUCUUCGUUGCGCUGAUCCUGAUUUAGAAGAUAGGCCUAGAAUGGGAGAAGUUCUUCACAUGCUUGAGCCCCGCGACUUGCUAAUGCUCGACGAUCGAUGGCUUAAGAGAUCGAGAGACUGCUCAUCAUCUUUGCCUACAAGAGAGCUUCUGCAAGAACGAUGAAGGUGCAUUAAGGAAAGCAGCAGUAAUCCCACUACAAGCUACGAGAAACUGCAUUGUAGUUCAAUAACUAAUAAUCUAUCAACCAACUCAAUGAGAGUUUUCAUCGUUCAUCAAUGUAUAUGUUGGUCAAUUUGAAACAAGUUAUGUUACUCCUACGUACCCGGCCAUUAAUCUAUGCAGUUGAGGUCUUCCUAGCUAGCUAGAACAUUUUACAAGUACAGACUCAAUUUUCUAUGUCAAAUGGUAUUGGUAAGUAAUAUCUAAUUCAUC